GAUAAUUUCCCUGCAGGGAACCCAGAGCGACUUCAAGAUCUCAAGUCCACCGUUGAUCUGCUGACUAGCAUCACCUUCUUCAGGAUGAAGGUACAGGAGCUCCAGAGUCCACCGAGAGCCAGUAUGGUGGUGAAAGACUGUGUGAAAGCAUGCCUGGACUCCACAUACAAAUACAUUUUUGAUAACUGUCACGAACUCUACAAUCAACUCCUCGACCAGAGUCGGAAGCAGGAGAUUCCCCGUGAGGAACAAGGUCCAUCAAUAAAGAACCUGGACUUCUGGCCAAAACUCAUCACUCUCAUGGUGUCUGUAAUCGAUGAGGACCGGACAGCUUACACCCCAGUCAUAAACCAGUUUCCACAGGAGAUGAACGUCGGGAAGAUCAGCGCUGAGAUCACAUGGACCCUCUUUGCUCAAGAUAUGAAGUAUGCGAUGGAAGAGCAUGAAAAGCAGCGUCUAUGCAAAAGUACAGAAUACAUGAAUCUUCACUUCAAAGUGAAAUGGUUCCAUAAUGAGUAUGUCCGUGAUCUGCCGGCCUUCAAGGAUGUUCCCCCGGAGUAUUCGCUUUGGUUCGAGCCAUUUGUCAUUCAGUGGCUUGAUGAGAACGAGGACGUUGCAAUGGAUUUCCUGAACGGAGCUUUGGGAAGGGACAAGAAAGAUGGAUUUCAGCAAACCUCAGAGCACGCCCUCUUUUCUUGCUCGGUGGUGGAUGUGUUCACUCAGCUGAACCAGAGUUUUGAGAUUAUCAAAAAGCUAGAGUGUCCAAACCCACAGGCUCUGGCUCACUUCAUGUGCCGCUUUGCAAAGACUAUCAACAAAGUUCUCCUGCAGUAUGCAGCAAUUAUAUCCAAGGACUUUCCAUUGUAUUUGAGUAAGGAGAAUGUGCCCUGCAUCCUCCUCAACAAUAUCCAGCAGCUCCGUGUCCAGCUGGAGAAGAUGUUUGAGUCCAUGGGAGGCAAACAGGAGGAGGGGGUUGUGUCCUUCUGUAAGCUGGAUGCAGAGGCCAGUGAUCUGCUGAAGGAGCUGCAGAAUAAACUCAACACCGUGCUCGAUGAGCUCAGUGGAGUGUUUGGCUCCAGUUUCAAACCUGUGAUCGAGGACUGUGUGAAGCAGAUGAAUCAGGAACUGGUCCAGAUGAAAGGGCCAGCCAAAGGGAGCAACGCUGCCAUGGAUGCAGAGAGUGUCCUUCGUCCUCUCAUGGACCUUCUGGAUAAAAAUUUGAUGUUAUUUGCCAAGAUUUGUGAGAAGACCGUGCUGAAACGAGUCCUCAAAGAGCUUUGGAAAAUCGUGCUGAACACCAUUGAGAGAACGAUUGUUCUCCCUCCGCUCAGUGACCAGAAUCAAGGAGCUCAGAUGAUCUUCAGUGCCGCCAAGGACCUUGGACAGCUGUCCAAACUGAAGGAGCAUGUAAUUCGAGAGGAAGCCAGAAGUCUGACUCCACGCCAAUGUGCAGCCAUGGACCUUGUGCUUCCCACCAUCAAGCAAUACUUCCAUGCUGGAGGAAAUGGGCUGAAGAAAACCUUCCUGGAAAAGAGCCCCGAUAUGAAGUCCCUCAAAUAUGCGCUCAGCCUUUACACUCAACCUACAGAUGCCUUGAUCAAGAAAUAUAUAUGCACCCAAACCUCUCAAGGUCAGUCAUCUAACGGAUCAGUGGGGGAGGUGUCGAUGGAAGUGAAUCUCAUCUCUCAUCCUGGCACUGGAGAGCACAAAGUCAGCGUGAAGGUGGUUGGAGUGAACAAUCUCAUCUGGCAGACCAACGCCAUGUUCCGUCCGUUUGUGGAGGUCAACGCGGUGGGACCACACCUGGCCGACAAGAAGCGCAAAUUCAGCACCAAGACCAAGAAUAACAAUUGGUCACCAAAGUACAACGAAACAUUCCAGUAUGUUCUGAGUAAUGAGCAUGGUCCGGAGGCCUACGAGAUCCAUGUUUCAGUGAAGGACUACUGCUUUGCACGCGAGGACCGCAUCAUCGGCAUGACGGUCAUCCAGCUCAGAGAGCUGGCAGACAAGGGCAGCUGCUCCGCCAGCUACCCACUGGUGAAAAGCAUCUGCAUGGACGAAACGGGCAUCACCAUCAUGAGGAUACUCUGUCAAAGGACCAAUGACGAGGUGGCCAAAGAGUUUGUGCGUCUCAAGACAGACACGCGCUCGACGGAGGAAGUGUCGUAGUGCGCGGGCCGAUAUGCAGUGCUAAAAAAAAAAAAGAACGAAAAAGAGUCGUAUUGUCUUAAGUGAGCGAUAGAUAGAAAAAGAAGGUGAAAGAGCAGUAGCAACAGUUGUAGAGGCUGGAAACCGAUGGAGGGAGAGAGGGAGAGAGAGAUUGUCGUCCAAAGAGAAGCAGAGCAGGCCCAGAUGUGGCAAAGCAGAGAGAGAAGUGUUUGUUUGUUUGUUUUUGUGCAUGUGUGUAAAACAUCUGUUGGAAUGUUCAUUUUAAAACUACAGUAUGUACAAGUGUUUACUUAUCGUAUGCUUACUAUUAAGUACUAUAUUCUACGAGUUAUGUUAACAGGACAUGAAAAACCUUUUGUACAACAUUUAGUCUUUUUGAACAGAGAUUUGUUCCAAUAAAGUGCCAAACCAGUGGAAAAAAGAACAAAAAGUAUAUGAAUUAUGGUGAACUUAGUAUGUUUGAAAUUUGCUCAGUUAAGUUGUCUGUGCUAAGUCAUUUUUGGACCGUGUGGCAUUUCGAUUGUUGCAGAGUUUUUUCGGUUUGCACCCCUCGUUUCUUGGCUUCGUGUUCUUCCACACAGCACCGUUGUGCAUGUUCUCUUCUCGGUCAUAUGUCUCUUCCAUGAUUCCACACAGUGACCAACGAGCAGGCUCCUGUCCCCCUUGCCUUCAGACUGUUUGUAUUUUAAGUCCACCUGAAAAUAGACCAUGUUUUUUUAAAUGGCGAUGACUGCUAUGUAGACCUUCAUAGGUGUUUGUAAUUUUAUAACCAUGACAACAACAACAAUGACGCGACAGCCUCCAGUGCUAACAGUCUUAGGAGAAAGGAUGGAAACGUUUUUGUUCUUUGAUUUGGGCCAUCGGCUUCCAGCCUUUCUGAAUGACCACUGUGAACAUGAGCUUUGGAAGGCAAGCUUACAUGACAUUGCUGACAGUUUGAUAUUGUUUCAUAUUUUUCCGAUAACUUUGUUCCCGAUAAAUUGCCAAAGUUAUUUAAAAUAUUUGUACAAAAGCAAUCCAUCACAUGUAUAAUAUAUAUGUAUACAUAUAUAUAUAUAUAUACACACAUGAGAUCUAUUACUUUUUCAGUGCUUACUAUUUUAUUGUUCAUACGGUGGUACUCAGAUUUUUUUAUUUUAUUUCCUGUGAAGCUGUUAACAGAUAUUAAAGUUGCACAUGUUACUUAACACAUUAGUUAUAUUAGCUUCUGUCACUGGAGUUAUUUUUCUUCAUAAAGGAAAGAGUCUAACAUUUGGUAAAUAUGCAACAUUCCUAUGUAUUGCACUGAUGGCGAAUUCUAUGUCAUGUAAAUAUAUUUAGUGAUAUAUUGUACAAAAGUCUACUUUUUCUUCAAUGUCCAUAAAGUAUGUGCAAAUGUGUUAAGAAAUCUGUGCAGUAAGUUUCCCCUUUAACACCAGAAUGCGAAUAUAUGUCAUUUCUGAGGAUUUUUAUAGUUGAAGUGUCAAGUUCAAGUGACCUAGUGCUCGUCAUGUGGUUUGAAUCUACAAAAAAGGAAGAAAAAAGUAUCCUGAAAUAGCCUUAAUGAGAUGUUUGUGGUCAGUUGUGUCCAGUGUGGCUGUCUCAUAGACCUCAUAGAGAUUCUAUUAUUUAAGAAAAAGAAAGCAUUCACUGGGAGUUUUCUUUUCCUUUUGCUGCUCUUCACAUCAUUUGCUGUGUUCAUACUCCAGUGUGGUCACCAGUGCAGCCAUCCAAUAUUAGAUAACAUCUUGAAAGAGUCACUCCACUGAUUGAGCAUUCCAUUACAACCGUCACACUCUUGAUGGACAGUUUUAAAAAGAAACUGAAUGAAAUUGUUGAUGUUUUGAA
Molecule: messenger RNA, 3996 nt
Organism: Solea senegalensis (Senegalese sole)
Lineage: Eukaryota; Metazoa; Chordata; Actinopteri; Pleuronectiformes; Soleidae
Product: protein unc-13 homolog C
Exons: 19
Biological process (GO): dense core granule priming; synaptic transmission, glutamatergic; synaptic vesicle priming
Cellular component (GO): synaptic vesicle membrane; presynaptic active zone cytoplasmic component; presynaptic membrane
Molecular function (GO): diacylglycerol binding; syntaxin-1 binding; calmodulin binding
Source: RefSeq, a predicted model, not a curated record